UGGUUCCUCAACGGCAAGCAGGUAGACAACGACGAGCGCCACACCGUCACCACAGAGGUCGGCGGUCAAGUCGACAGCGAGCUCGAAAUCAAACACUUCAAUUCUUCCGAUGCUGGCAAGUACGUGGUGCGCGCUGUGAGCCUGUCGGGCGAGGCGGAGUGCGAGGCGGCGGUGUCGCUGGCGCAGACGCCGCCGGGCUUCGCGCACAAGCUGGAGCGCCAGAAGGACGUCGACGAGGGCGAGCCUCUCGAGCUCAAGGCCAAGCUGGACGGCAGCCCCAUACCCACCGCCAAAUGGUACAAGGACGGCGCGCCGCUGGCCGCGGAGGACGGCCGCGUGAAGCAGACGGCGCUGCCCGACGGCACCGUGAAGCUGAGCAUUGAGCACGUGACGCCCGCAGACUGCGGCGCGUACAAACUUGUCAUCAGUAACCCUAAUGGCGAGAACUCCGCGCUCUGCGCUGUCGCUGUCAACCCCACUCCGCGCAAGCCGUCGUUCAGCGAACCGCUAGAGGACGUGAAGGCUGUGGUGGGGCAGCCGCUCAAGCUGCAGGCGCGCGUCAUGGCUUUCCCCGCGCCCGAGGUCAAGUGGUUCAAGGAUGGUCUACCAAUCCGUCCAUCGCAAGCCGUCAACUUCAUCAACCAGCCGGGCGGCAUCAUCGGGCUGAGCAUCGACAGCUGCCGGCCAGAGGACGCGGGCCAGUACGCGCUCACCGUUGCCAACAAACUCGGCGACGUCGAGUCCAAGGCCAAGGUCGAGGUGCUGCAGAAGGAGCGCAAGCCCGCCUUCGUCGCCGAGCUUAUGCCCGUCAAGGUCAUCGAAGGAUUCCCUGCUAAACUGGAAGUUAAAGUGCUAGGACAUCCACCACCGGUCAUCAAGUGGACUCACAACGGUCAAGAGAUAGUUCCGGACGGCACGCGUGUCCGGGUGGUGACGCAGCCGGACGGCGCGGUGGCACUGCUCAUAGCAGAGGCCAAGGCGCCGGACUUUAAUAAUCAUUUGCCGGGAUACUAA
Messenger RNA from Papilio polytes (common Mormon), 1014 nucleotides. RefSeq names its product myopalladin-like. The transcript has 7 exons. NCBI's taxonomy places the organism in Eukaryota, Metazoa, Arthropoda, Insecta, Lepidoptera, Papilionidae. The annotation marks the transcript as partial. The record is from RefSeq and is a predicted model, not a curated record.